CCUCCAAAAAAGAGUAUAGACUGCAAAAUCAGUUGUCUAAACCAUGAUCACUCAAAACCUCAUCUUCCUCACCAUUUCAUCUCUCUUCAUUCUCUCACUACUCCAUAAUUUGUUUCAAACCGGUGAAGCAAAUUGCACCCCAUCUGCCUGCGGCAUUAUUCGCAACAUCAGCUACCCUUUCCGCCUCAAGGGCGAUCCCAGCAACUGUGGUGAUCGCAGAUUUGAGUUAACCUGCGAAAACAAUGUGACCUCCAUCUAUCUUAACUCUCACAAAUACUAUGUCAAAGCCAUCAACUACAGAAACGGCUACGGCUACGACAAACCCACCAUCAGGCUGGCCGAUGCUUCCAUAAACAAUGACGACCUCUGCUCUUUUCCCACCCUUUCUAUAGAUGCUUACAAUUUCGCCGACUACGAAAGUCCUCAUAGUAUUCCUAAUUACGAAAUUCCGAGUUAUUCUAGUUAUCCAUAUGAUGAUGAACCCUUGCCUAUUAAUUUUAUAAGCUGCCCAAAUCCGUUGACCAAUUCUUCCCUUUUUACUGAUAUCACUACUCAGUGUGCCUCUAAUUCAUCCCAUCCCAGAUAUGCUUAUAUCAAGGUCGGCCACAUGAAUACCUCAGAGUUACCACUUGUGUGCGGAGUAGAUGUGAUAGUGAUGACAUCGUGGCAUUUUAAGGAUUUGAACAACGUUUCGCUUUCAGAAAUCCACCAUUCUCUCUUGUAUGGAUUUGAACUCAUCUGUAGCUGGUAUGCAACAUCUAUGUCGGUUAUAGACUUCCUUGAGUUUCACUUAAUUCUUGCUGUCAUUGUAGGUCUGUUAUGUGCAGUGGCAAGCCCUCCUGUAUUCGCCAUCUUUGGAUUCGCGGCUCUAACACUACUCAGUAUACUCUUAUUUAAAACUAUCGGUGUAUUCAGGAUAAUAAAUCCCAUGCUUGCAGCUCUAGCGCUCCAAAAUAUUCCGCGCUUCAUUGAACUGGUGGUAAUAGGUUUCAUCAUCUUGGCGCCAAGGCUUAUUAUUUUUCCAUUGGUGUUGUGGCUUUUGAUCAAGAAAUUUCGGAGAAGGCAUUUGUCUAUAUAUAACAGAAUAGAAAGCUUCUUACGAAGUGACAACAAGCUCUCACCAAUUAGAUAUUCAUAUUCAGACAUUAGGAAAAUGACCAGAGGUUUUCACGAUAAACUUGGUGAGGGUGGCUAUGGUUCUGUUUACAAAGGAAAGCUCCGAAGCGGCCAUGACGUAGCAGUCAAAUUGCUCGGCAAAUCCGGAGGAAAUGGGCAAGACUUUAUGAAUGAAAUUGCUACUAUUGGAAGGAUACACCAUGUGAAUGUGGUGAACCUUGUUGGAUAUUGUGCACAUGGUUCCAAGCGUGCCCUUGUCUAUGAUUUCAUGCCCAACAGUUCCCUUGAAAAGUACAUCUUCAAUCGAGAUAAAAUAACUUCCUUAAAUUGGGAUAGGAAGUUUGAGAUUGCAGUUGGAGUUGCUCGCGGGAUUGAGUACUUGCAUCGAGGGUGUGAUGUUCAGAUCCUCCAUUUCGACAUCAAGCCUCAUAAUAUACUUCUUGAUGAUAGCUUCAUUCCAAAAAUAUCUGAUUUUGGACUAGCGAAAUUUUGCUCUACAGAUAAGAAGGCAGUGACCAUGACAGCUGCAAGAGGAACCAUUGGCUAUGUUGCUCCUGAACUCAUCAGUAGAAGUAUCGGUGCAGUCUCUUACAAGGCUGAUGUAUAUAGUUUCGGGAUGCUGCUUAUGGAAAUGGCGGGAUUAAACAGAGACUUGAGCGGUAACAAUGGUGGUUCCAGUCAGCAUUUUCCAUACUGGAUCUAUGACAGCUUUGAGCAGGGUAAGAAUAUUGAAAUCGUGAAAUUAACAGAUGAAAACGAUGAUAAUGAUGUUACGAGAAAACUUGUUCGGAAGAUGGCAAUAGUUGCAUUAUGGUGCAUACAGAUGAGUCCAAACGAUCGUCCAUCAAUGAAUAAAGUGCUGGAAAUGUUGGAAGCUGAUGUUGAACGUCUACACAUUCCUGUCCAUCCGUCACAAUCUACCUAUGUUGCAGUGAAUGUGGAUCAAACCAAAAUUACAUGUUCGUCUGAUUCUGUAUCAUUGCAACAUCAUGAUUAUGCUUCGACCAGUGUUGAGAUUGCUCAAGAGUUGCAGAGUUAAUUUGCCAUAGUGGAAAAUGGCAUUAUUGAUAUUGUUGUGUGUUUCCUUUGACAAUAUGCACUAAUUUUCGCAGUUUAAGAAGUUUUCCCCUGUUAUGAUGUUGAUUUAGGACUACGGUAUUUAUAAGUUUUAGUAUUGUUGGUGUUGUGGGGAAAUAUAAUAAUAACACAACUCAUAUUUUUGUUCAAUUUUAUUAGAUAUGUGAUGUUUGUUGACGUA
Molecule: messenger RNA, 2374 nt
Organism: Salvia miltiorrhiza (redroot sage)
Lineage: Eukaryota; Viridiplantae; Streptophyta; Magnoliopsida; Lamiales; Lamiaceae
Product: rust resistance kinase Lr10-like
Exons: 6
Coding region: 44-2155 (703 amino acids)
Biological process (GO): protein phosphorylation
Molecular function (GO): ATP binding; polysaccharide binding; protein kinase activity
Source: RefSeq, a predicted model, not a curated record